Messenger RNA from Geosmithia morbida, 252 nucleotides. RefSeq lists its product as uncharacterized. The coding region runs from base 1 to 252 and encodes 83 amino acids. The transcript is spliced from 3 exons. The record is from RefSeq and is a predicted model, not a curated record. Lineage: Eukaryota; Fungi; Ascomycota; Sordariomycetes; Hypocreales; Bionectriaceae.
AUGCUUCUUCCUGUUGCGUGCCCGAGACCCGCCCCGCUGCUGAAACUUGCUGUAACAGACGGCCACGGCAGCUGUACAGAGGGUGACGCAGCUUACAUCACUGCUCGCUCUGCUACGGCAUGCUACGCAUGCUACGCAGUGAUCGGAUACAGCGCCCACCUACCUAGCCUUCCCAGUCUCCUUGACGAGCACGGCCCGCCUACGAGCCGCCAGUAUGGCUCGCCACCUCGCCCUUGUCGAACCAACCUCUGA